GUGGUGGAAUUUCUACAAACAAAAUCUUCCCAAAAUUCAAAAGACCACAACUAUUUGACGAGCUCGCUCCCGGGUGGUGUGCGUGUGUGGACUCGUGUGUCUGAGUGUGUGUGUCGCACCACCAUGCCGAGGUCUUUCCUGGUGAAAAAGGUGAAACUGGAUGAUUUCUCCACCGGGGACGAUUUGGAGAGCGCCUACCGGCCCAGGACGGAGCUCAGCCUGCGGCUACACGACAAAGCCGGCUACAUCAGCGACUACAUCAGCCCGUCGGUGUACGAUGGCGAGAGCGACGGGGGGAUUAAGGCGCCCUCGCCGGACCCCCUCUACGACGGCAUUCACAGCGACUACGGAGCGCCGGACUCGGAGUCUCCCGACAGCCCGGGCUCCGAGCUCACCGACGGCUACAUCAACGGCGACGCGGCGGUCAGCGACGGCUACUCGGUGGACGCCUUUUACAUCACGGACGGCCGCUCGAGGAGGAAAGCCAUGGGGAGCCCUCGCACCAUCCAGAGGCACACGUGCAACGAGUGCGGCAAGACCUACGCCACGUCGUCCAACCUGAGCCGGCACAAACAGACGCACCGCUCGCUGGACAGCAAGCUGGCCAAAAAAUGUCCCACCUGCGGCAAGGUGUACGUGUCCAUGCCCGCCAUGGCCAUGCACCUGCUCACGCACGACCUCAAACACAAGUGCGACGUGUGCGGCAAAGCCUUCAGCCGGCCGUGGCUCUUGCAGGGCCACAUGCGCUCGCACACGGGCGAGAAGCCCUUCGGGUGCGCCCACUGCGGGAAAGCCUUCGCAGACCGCUCGAACCUGCGCGCUCACAUGCAGACGCACUCGGCCUUCAAGCACUUCAAGUGCAAACGCUGCAACAAGACCUUCGCGCUCAAGAGUUACCUGAACAAGCACUACGAGUCCGCUUGCUUCAAAGGCCCCUUCUCUCCUCUCGGGCCCCUGGAUGCAUGACCCCUCAAAUCCACUUGCAAAAAAACAAAACAAAACAAAACAAAACUGCAAACCUAAAUCGCCAUUAUUCUUACAAACUGACACAAACGAUCUAUUUUUUGUUCUGACCUCACUUUCUCUUCCAUGCUCACAUUCUGCACCUCGCUUUCCCCCUGCAGCCAAUUAACGGCGAUGACGAUAGCACAAUUUUUCUCCUGGAGAUGAAGGACUGAAACCGUUUUACGCAUGCACUUCCCGACAAAGAAAAACGGUUCACUUCUUCUUCCUGUUCUGGAUCGAGACAAUGAAAACACAAACAUGGCUUCUGUCUGGCAUUAAGACACGGUACUGACUUAUACAAGGAUGAUGGUGCCAAUGGCAAGCCAACGGCUGCUGGGUUCCUCUCGGCACUACAACGUAGAAAAAGAGUUUUCCCCUUUGCUUUUGGAGGAAUAACAGUAAGAAUUAUAGUAAUAACAAUGAUAAUAAUAAUAAUAAUAAUAAUAAUAAUAAUAACAAUGUUCUUCUACACCAAGUGACCAUAUUCUCUACACUACUAAGCUAGAAAAAAAGGUUAUUUAUUUAUUUAUGUAUUUAUUUAUUUUCAUUUUUUCAGUUGCACUUAAUUUUUUACAUUUUAUUUCCUUUUUCUACCACUACAGGCCAAAGCAUAUGCCACUUUUAAGUGAUAUUUCUUUUGUUAUGUUGUUAAUUUUAUUUAGUUUUAUAUAAAUGUUAUUUGCAUGCAAAAAAUAAUAAUAAUCUAUGCCAACGUCAAACAAAGUUUGGGAUUAUAUUUGGGUUUUUCUUUUGGCCAAAAUUCUAUAGAUGAGGGCAAUAUUUUUCUCUUGGAGCCUCCGUAGUACUUUUUUCAAAGCAAUAAUCACACUAAUGCAUGGUAUUUUAUGAUGAACUUACGAAGUAUUACCUACUACUGUAUAGCAGUUUUAAAAAUCAGGUAUGUUUUACUUCACCUAUAGUCAUAAACAGAAAAAGAAACAUAUUGCAGACAUCAGGGAACAUGCCAAUGUAGUGUUAGCGAAACAAAAAAGAAACAAAAAGUCUUUCCUCUCUUGUUAUGCACUGCCUGCCUCUUAGUGAGUAGAACUAAUGUAGGAUUCGGGUGAAAGGAGCUGGGAUCAGCGGCUUGCUGGCUUUGACGCCUGUUGUCACUGCAGUCCCGGACAAACAAAUGUUUAACACCCCUCUUGAAAAAUUGGAGAAAAAAGACUGGAGUGGCGCAGUGACGUGCAGGUGCAUCCACCUGAAGUGAAGGCCGAUGCAUGCUAACACUGAAGUUGCGCUGCGGUCAACUUUAAAUGCAAUGCAUUAUUCAACCGCACAUAAAGCGUGCAUUCUUAGACCGCGGAAAAAGGGUGCACUUAUGGCUGGAUGGCCUGGCACCUUCACGGUUAUAACGUCCCCAUUAUACAUUAGACCGGGCUAUUCUGCAGCAGGCUCCAUUCAUUCCUACUGAGCCAACCAAUAGGAUUAACCCACAAGUCAUAUAAGGGCCCUGAACAAUACAUGAUGGGAGUGUUGAUCCAUAUGGCUGAUAGCCGUGCGGCUGAACCCAGCUCUCUGAGCCCAAAAAACAUCCGCUGUAGAUUCCUGGAGCUUCCCUGGAGACACACUGAGGACACACAUAGCUGCACAAAAAACAUUAGCGCUUGGGAACGACGAUUUGUGUUAUGUAACCUUGCCAAGAUGCACGCACACACACAUACUCAAAGCGACACGGAGAAAACAUCUGCGCUGUCUGAUUAAACUCCACGCCCCAGUCAAGCUUCCAACAAUUGGAAAUAAUAGGUUUAAUAUGAACAAGUGCUUCUCUUACAAAGGACUCGUGUUAAUUGCGGCAGUUCCUCAGGCGUGUGUAACCUUUAUUUAAUCACACUUCCGAGAUGAAGAUCCCGAGUUUAAUAAGGAGAUUAAUCAAUUAGUGAUUCGCCUAUCAGUACGCAUUAUUUUAGGGUUAUAAGGAUAAAAGAAGAGUUUGCACUGAACAUGCACUUAUGCCCUACUUUUACCUUCAUCUCAGAUAUAAACUAACAGACAAACACUUCUGAGAGUGUUGUGAAGGCAGCAGUUUUGGACAAAGCUGUUACGUUGCAGCAGUCGAUCUAAGCGUGAGCUCUUUGAAAAAUGAGCCUCAAAAGCGGAAGUUGGUCUAUUUUUAACCAGGAUUUUUUUUUUUUUUUUUUUUUUUUUUAAAUAGUGAAGUAAAACAUAAAAAGAAAAUAGCACAAAAGCAACAGCGAUGACGAUAAGGUUGGAAUAUUUAUCAACUGUGAAAUCAAUGCAAUACCAUAAAGGAGCUUAAUAGCAGAUAUGAAGUUAGAGAAGUAAGUAAAGAAAGUGUGCAGGAAUAAUUAGAAUGGAAUUCAGCAGAGUGUAGACCUCAGCCAUGGCCCAAAGGUUCCACUCCAGUCCUGAGGUGGCAGUCAUGAGCAUUACAAAAACACACAAAAAAAGGUGAUUAUUGCGUUGUGCAAUUUACAUUUGGAAAGGUAACAAAUAUCCUGAAAAAGCCCUGAAAAUGUCACAGUAUUUUCAAUAGACUAUCAAGUUGGACUCCCAAAUUCCCACUUGUUCGCUCUGCCGCCAGGUUCUGUGCCGUGCGCGUACUUACGACCAACAACGAGGCACUCCAAAGCAGCCACGCCAGCCUGAAGUCCACUCGCGGGCUUGCCAAGUCAAUUCGCUCAUCUGUUUUUCCUCCACGUGACGUGCACGCACUCACGGCCGACAACGGGGCGCUCUAGAGCAGCCAAGCCAGCAGACUAUCCGAAGGGAAGGUGUAUUUUCGGGGUGUUGGCAUAGCUAGCUCGCUAACUGCACGUCGCAAUUGCUCCGAAUAACCGCUGAUGCGAACAAAGGCGUUCAAGUUCUUAUAUAACGGGGGAGGUGUGUUUAGCCACACCCCUCCAAAAAUCAGGACAACUGAAAUGGUGAAAAACAGUUUAAUCACGCUCUGUCUCCACAUUUAAGUACGACAUACUGUAGUUCUCAGUCUCCAUCAAUUACCUUCAACCAUUUAUAAUGUAUUAAUCCUUGUGUUUGAUCGCAAUGACAGCAUUGGUUGCAGUUGUGCGUCUCCAUGUGAGCUCCAGAUCUUUUGCUCUCCAAGCACUUCCAUUCUAAUCAUGUCCACCUUCAAAGAAAGUAGCACAAUGAAACUAACUAGAAUUCAGGUAGAGAAGAAUUGAAAACUUGUACUAGCUUGACCUCUCUUCUUUUUUUCUUUUUUUGUAUUUCCGAGCUGAAGGGCGCAACGUUGACCGAACUAAUCACUUAUUGGACGAUGGUUUGUAAAAGGACUGAGGCGUUUUUACCGCUGUACAGUGAUAUAUGACACACUUUAUCUCGGGGGGAUUCUGGGCUCUCUGGUGCAGAGGGAGGAUCUCCUGGGUCUUUUGAGCCAGUAUUUAGACAAUGUAAGCACAAUGAACACAAAGCAUUUUGUGGCACUUCAUAAUAAAGAACUAU
Messenger RNA from Phycodurus eques (leafy seadragon), 4434 nucleotides. RefSeq names its product transcriptional repressor scratch 1-like. Bases 124 to 966 code for a protein of 280 amino acids. NCBI's taxonomy places the organism in Eukaryota, Metazoa, Chordata, Actinopteri, Syngnathiformes, Syngnathidae. The transcript is spliced from 2 exons. The record is from RefSeq and is a predicted model, not a curated record. Gene Ontology annotation, molecular function: DNA-binding transcription factor activity, RNA polymerase II-specific; RNA polymerase II cis-regulatory region sequence-specific DNA binding. Gene Ontology annotation, biological process: regulation of DNA-templated transcription.